GCAAUUAUUUAUAAAAAUAAAAGCAACGACGUGUAAAAACGAAAUACGACGACAACGAAAUGGCAACGCGCGGCGGUCCAAUGGUCGCGGGCACCGACGGAAACGACUUCGAGUUCAGACAGCGCGUAGCUGGCACAUAUCAAAUUAGUUUGUUGAAUAAAUCGCGAUUGAAGUACUGCAUUUUCUUCCAUGCUCUUCUUUUCUUCGUGAUGCUGGCCAAGCUGACCUCGGACAUAUUGGAUCGCCUGGACAUUUUCGUGCUGGAGAUUGAGGAACUGGAGGUGCCUUCGCCACUUUGGUGGGAGUACGUGUGGGCCGGUUCGCUGCUCACCUCGUUCCUGGGUCUGUCGGCGGCACGUGGAAAUAAGGUGCGCGAAAUGCAGAAAUACAUGAUCGCCAUUCUGGUGUUUGCCAUCCUGCCCUUGCUCUACUGCUUCGCCUACUAUUUUUCGGACGUGUGGGAGUUUGCGACCAUGGACAAGUCCGUGGAGUUGGACGAGACGGACAUUUUCAUCUGGCGCGGCUACCCCUAUGGUGUGUUCUGGUACGCCUUCUGCUUUGUGGGCUUCCAGGUCCACGGAUUCACGCUGUAUUUCGCCUACAAUCUAGUCAAGGUCUGGAAGGCCCGAACUGCCACGCGCAAGUUCCAGUAAAGUCGAAGUCGAGGUCGCGGAGAAAGUACUAAAUACUCGCCAAAUCACUAAAACGUCAAAGCGAAACGCUGUAGGGCUAGAUGUAAAUAAUUUGGAACUUAAACUAAUCUCUAGUGCACAAAGCGUACAGAAACUAAACUAAACGAAACAGCUGUUAAGGUAUCGCACAUUUUAGUCUUACAGGAGAGGAGCACAUAUUUUCGUGGCCAAACGAGAAUCACGUUAAAGUUAUUGUUAGUUGAAAGUUAAACCGUUCAAAGAUUAAAUAAACAGACACUAUCCAUAUACAUACAUAAA
This is a messenger RNA of Drosophila persimilis, 950 nucleotides long. It is a transcript of the gene jagn, whose product is annotated as protein jagunal. The record is from RefSeq and is a predicted model, not a curated record. The transcript is spliced from 3 exons. The coding region runs from base 60 to 653 and encodes 197 amino acids. Gene Ontology annotation, cellular component: endoplasmic reticulum membrane. Gene Ontology annotation, biological process: endoplasmic reticulum organization; vesicle-mediated transport. Lineage: Eukaryota; Metazoa; Arthropoda; Insecta; Diptera; Drosophilidae.